AAGUUGUAGGUUAUGUCGGCGGUGAAAUUCCGCUGUUGGCGCGCGCGCAAAUCUAUGUCUCGCGCUCUCGCGCGCUACAGACAGAGCAGUGUUGUCUCGAGCUCGCCGUGAGCGGACUAUUACCGAGGCUCCUGACGGCGGAGGGAGGGACGCGCGGUCCGGAUGCUCCUUCGCGGGGAGCAAAGCAACACAUCGGCGACUGCGACGCGGUGCCAAAUGUUUCCAGUUCGCUCUCUGCGUCCGUUUCCCGCAGGAUGCCGUUUGGUAAAAAAUGCGCAUAUGAAAUAAACGUGGGUGGGAUCCCUUCUGCGUUGGCCACCGGAUCUACUGCCGUUGAAACGCGGGUCUGCGUUGGGAGAAACGCUGGAAAAUUGAUCUGUAUGCCGGCCAAAGUGGACGGGAGGUUUCCGCGCCGGCGUGAAUAGACGCUUUGUCCUUUUUGCGUCUGUUUCCACGUCUUCUUGAGAGGAUUCUAAUCGUUUUUUCCCUCCUCAGAUGGUCUCGUUUUCGUGUUUGUCCACCGCGCACGACGAUAUCCGAUACUGUUUUUACCUCGCAGUGCCAUGUUUUCUUGAGGCGAAAAGUCUGACUGGACCACCUUCAGAAGUAAACCGUCAACAUUUCUGGAUUCCUCCACCGUUUUUUCCCGUUCUAACGGUGUUUUGGGAAGCUAUCGUUCACGUUUCGGAUUAAAUACACGCUAAACGGAAAGUCUGUUUGGGAAUUUCAAAAGAUCGUUUGAAUCGAGUCAGCCGUUUGGAAUGAAGAACCGUUAAGAAGCCGUUAAAAUAUUUCGCGGCACAUUUGGAUUCGAAUUCCUGGUCUUUAUUCGUUUUAUACGUAUCCUGCAACACAUUCAUCCGAGUGAGCGUAUUGUUUCGAGACUCUGGACCCAGAGGAGGUGGUUUUGACAUCUAUCUGAAGAUCCCGGACAUUUCUGUGCUGCUCUGAACUUGAGGCGUUUGGAUGCUCCAGGACGGAGGUGGCAUCACUCCAGUUACCCAGAAGCCCUUGAAACGAGGAGAGAUGCCCUUUUGAGAUGACUGACACCGGAACAAACUUCAUAUCUGGUUUAGGCAGCUGAUGAAUCAUGGAGAGGCUGGUGUUUUACGUGCUGGUGUUCGGGGCGCUGGUGAAGGCUCAGCACUGCCCGGGCCGCUGCAUCUGUCAGACCAUCUCGCCCACGCUCACCCUGCUCUGCGCCAAAACCGGCCUGCUCUUCGUGCCGCCCACCAUCGACCGCAAGACCGUCGAGCUGCGCCUGACCGACAACUUCAUCACGGCGGUGCGCCGGAAAGACUUCCUGAACAUGACCAGCCUGGUGCACCUGACGCUGUCCCGCAACACCAUCAGCCAGAUCGCCCCGCACGCUUUCCUCGGCCUGAAGGCCCUGAGAGCGCUGCACAUGGACGGCAACCGGCUGACGGUCAUCAACAGCGACCAGCUGAAGGGGCUGAUCAACCUCAGGCACCUGAUCCUGGGAAACAAUCAGAUCCACGGCAUCGAGUCGUCCUCCUUCGACGAGUUCGUCUCCACCAUCGAGGACCUGGACCUGUCCUACAACAACCUGAGGACGCUGCCGUGGGAAGCCAUCGCCCGGAUGACCAACAUCAACACCCUGACCCUCGACCACAACCUGAUCGACCACAUCGGCGCCGGCACCUUCACGCUGCUGACCAAGCUGGUGCGUCUGGACAUGACGUCCAACCGCCUGCAGACUCUUCCGCCGGACACUCUGUUCCAGCAGGCGCAGGUGCUGUCCGAGCCCCGGGCGUCCGGCUCGUCCCGCCUGGCGGUCAGCUUCGGGGGGAACCCGCUGCACUGUAACUGUGAGCUGCUCUGGCUGCGGAGGCUGACCCGGGAGGACGACCUGGAGACCUGCGCUUCUCCGGAGCACCUCAUGGACAAGUACUUCUGGUCCAUUCAGGAGGAGGAGUUCAUCUGCGAGCCGCCGCUCAUCACCAAACACCAGGUCACCAAGCCGUACGUGAUGGAGGGUCAGGGGGUGACUCUGAAGUGCAAGGCGAUGGGUGACCCCGACCCCGCCAUCCACUGGCGCUUCCCCGACGGCAAACUGGUGCACAAUAACUCCCGCACCAUCCUCUACGACAACGGCACGCUGGACAUCCUGAUCACCACGCUCAAGGACAGCGGCGCCUUCAACUGCGUGGCCUCCAACGCGGCCGGCAUCGCCACGGCGGCCGUGGAGGUCAGCAUGAUCCCGCUGCCGCUCUUCGUCAACAACUCAGGCCACAUGAGGGAGGCCGACCCGGGGCUGUCCGACAUCACCACCUCCACCAAGUCCGGCAGCAACGACACCAAGCCUCAGAACAAGAGGGUGGUGGUGGAGAACCUGACCGCCAACUCGGCCGUCAUCCACUGGCCGUCCGAGCGCCACAUCCCCGGGAUCAGAAUGUACCAGAUCCAGUACAACAGCACCGUAGACGACACCCUGGUGUACAGGAUGAUCCCGUCGGCCAGCAAGACGUUCAGGAUCAACGACCUGGCGGCGGGCCGCGAGUACGAGCUGUGCGUGUUAGCGGUGUACGACGACGGCAUCACGUCCCUGACGGCCACGCGCGUGGUGGGCUGCGUCCAGUUCCACACGGGCCCCGAGGCCGGCCAGUGCCGCUUCAUCCCCAGCCAGUUCCUGGGCGGCACCAUGAUCAUCAUCAUCGGCGGCAUCAUCGUGGCCUCCGUCCUCGUCUUCAUCAUCAUCCUCAUGAUCCGCUACAAGGCCUACGGCGGCGCCGACGCGGCCAAAGCCAAAGCGGGAGGAGACUCCGGCGUCAACGCGCACUCGCAGACCAACGGGAGCCGCCCGGGACGCUCCGGUUCGAAGCAGGACGAGUCGCCCGGGAAGGGCCCGGUGCUCCUGAAGAUGGAGGAGAUGCAAGAGGAGCUCAAAGUGCAGCUUCCGUCGGCGGCGGCGGUGGUUCCUCCGCCGGCGUCGUCUCGGAGAGCCAGUCUGGGCGACGAGACGCAGACGGACAGCAGCCUCACGGGCUCCACCAUGUCCCUCUGUCUGAUCGGCCCCGGGGCCAACCCGGCCGAGCCCCCGCGGAAGGGGCCCCUGGCGAACAUGGGGCUCCUGCCCAGCGAACUGGCCCGGACUCGGCACCGCUUCUCCUUCGACGGAGACUAUGCUCUGUUCCAGAGCCACAGUUACCCUCGACGGGCUCGAACCCGCCGCCACAAAUCCACCACCCAGCUCAACACAGACGUGUCUCCACCCUGCAGCCGGAGGGUGACCUUCAGCAGCACGGAGUGGAUGCUAGAGAGCACGGUGUGACCGACUCACACACACACACACACACACACACACACUGUCUACAUAGUGACGUUUGUCGCAGUAACACACACUCCGUCGAUUCCUGUGUCCGAACGCCAAGCUCUGCGGACGAACCUAGCGAGCUGCCUGCUUAGCGGUUGAAG
This is a messenger RNA of Puntigrus tetrazona (Sumatra barb), 3435 nucleotides long. RefSeq names its product leucine rich repeat and fibronectin type III domain containing 1 (gene lrfn1). The record is from RefSeq and is a predicted model, not a curated record. Gene Ontology annotation, molecular function: protein binding. NCBI's taxonomy places the organism in Eukaryota, Metazoa, Chordata, Actinopteri, Cypriniformes, Cyprinidae.